ACGAAACAUUCAAUUUUCACAACCAUAGUAAACUCGUUUUCCUCCUCCUCCUUCUCUCUCUCUCUCUCUCUCUCCUCUUCAUCGCUUUGCUCUCACACGAAGCAAAUAACGAUCCUAUCUCUCUUCUUCUUUUGUUCACAUUGUUGCGGUUUGAUUCUUGCUUUCCCUAGUUUCCUGGACGAAAAAGCCAACAUUGCAUCGAUAAGAAAGAAAAAAAGCAGAACUUUGGAUUUGAUUUUUCGAAACAGAGAAUCUCAUUUUCGAUAUAACAUUGGGGGUUCUACAUUGGUUUGAUUUUUGAAGAGGUUUGAUUUUUGAAGAGAUUUUUUUUUUCUUCCCCCGUGAAUUGUUACCGGGGAGAUGUCUGGUUUUGUUGGUGUUAUUGUUUCGGAUCCAUGGUUACAAAGUCAGCUUACACAAGUCGAGCUUCGGAGUCUUAAUUCCAAGUUUGGUUCGUUGAAGAAUCAGAAUGGUAAGGUUACAUUAGAGGAUCUUCCGUCUGUUUUGGUCAAGGUGAAGUCACUUAGUUCAGCUUUUAAAGAGAAAGAAAUCAGAGAACUCUUGCCAGAUUUGGGUUCUGAUUAUGAAACCGAUGAUCUUGAUUUCGAAUCGUUUCUCAAGAUAUAUCUAAGCUUGAGAGAUAAAGCUGCUGAUAAAUCUGGUGGUCAUAAGCACUCAUCUACGUUUCUUAAAGCUGGCACAACGACUCUUCAUACCAUAAACCAGUCAGAGAAGGCUUCUUUUGUUCAUCACAUCAACAGAUAUCUUGGGGAUGACCCGUUUUUGAUGCAGUUUCUUCCUUUAGAUCCGGAUUCCAAUGAUUUGUAUGAACUUGUGAAAGAUGGUGUACUUCUAUGUAAGCUUAUAAACAUAGCAGUUCCUGGAACAAUAGAUGAACGAGCGAUCAACACGAAAAGGGUACUUAACCCAUGGGAGAGAAAUGAGAAUCACACGCUUUGUCUCAACUCUGCGAAAGCUGUUGGCUGCAGUGUGGUUAAUAUUGGGACUCAGGACCUGGCUGAAGGACGACCUCAUUUGGUGCUUGGAUUGAUCUCACAACUCAUAAAGAUUCAACUGCUCGCUGAUCUUAGUUUGAAGAAGAUGCCUCAACUUGUUGAGUUGGUGGAAGACAACGAUGAUAUAGAAGAAUUUUUGAGAUUACCCCCGGAGAAAGUCUUACUCAAAUGGAUGAACUUCCAUCUCAAGAAAGGUGGUUACAAAAAAACUGUUGGAAAUUUUUCUUCGGAUCUGAAGGACGCACAGGCAUAUGCUUACCUGCUCAAUGUUCUCGCACCAGAGCACUGCGAUCCAGCUACUCUAAAUGCAGAGAAUGAUCUUGAAAGGGCAAACAUGGUCCUCGAACAUGCAGAGAGAAUGAACUGCAAACGGUAUUUGACUGCAGAGGAGAUAGUUGAGGGGUCUUCGUAUUUGAAUCUAGCAUUUGUGGCACAGAUAUUUCACGAAAGGAAUGGCCUUAGCACUGAUGGUAGGUUCUCCUUUGCGGAGAUGAUGACUGAGGAUUUACAGAGUUGUAGAGAUGAAAGAUGUUACCGCUUAUGGAUUAACAGCCUUGGGAUUGAGAGUUACGUCAAUAAUGUGUUUGAAGAUGUUAGAAACGGAUGGAUUCUUCUGGAAGUUGUCGACAAGGUCUAUCCAGGAUCAGUUAACUGGAAGCAUGCUUCAAAACCACCAAUUAAAAUGCCGUUUAGAAAAGUAGAGAAUUGCAAUCAAGUCGUCAAGAUUGGGAAAGAGAAGAGAUUCUCGCUUGUAAAUGUAGCUGGAAAUGACAUAGUUCAAGGGAAUAAGAAGCUUAUCCUCGGCUUCUUAUGGCAGUUGAUGAGAACGCAUAUGCUCCAACUUCUCAAGAAUCUGAGAACUCGAACACGAGGAAAAGACAUGACCGACUCAGAAAUCCUGAGCUGGGCAAACAGGAAAGUCAAAAUCAUGGGACGGAAAUCACAGAUCGAAAGCUUCAAGGAUAAGAGUCUAUCAAGUGGAUUAUUCUUCCUCGAUCUUCUAUGGGCAGUUGAGCCAAGAGUUGUUAACUGGAAUCUUGUCACCAAGGGUGAAUCAGAAGAUGAGAAGAGAUUGAAUGCAACAUAUAUUGUCAGUGUAGCAAGAAAGCUUGGGUGCUCGGUUUUCUUGUUGCCGGAAGAUAUCAUCGAGGUGAAUCAAAAGAUGAUAUUAAUCUUAACGGCAAGUAUAAUGUAUUGGAGCCUUCAGCAAAAAACAUCAUCGUCAGAGAGUUCAAGUUCGAGUUCGGAUUCAUCAUCGACUUAUAGCACGACAACGACAUGCACAAGCACGUGCACGAGCACUGAUGCUUCACCAGCUCCAUCUGUCACGGGAGAUGAUGAAGUCUCUUCUUUAAACGGGGAAAUAUCGAGCUUAACGAUAGAAGAAGACAAUGACGCAGACAUAAUGUCUGAUAUCACCUCCAUCUCAGAGGAAACAGUCAUUGAAUAGAGAGAGUGAGAGAAACCAUACUCUUUGCCGGAACAGAGUUGCUUUGUAAUAUUUUUCACAUCUUCUCUGUCUGUGUGUAAUAAAAUUAUAUUUGUUACCACUAUUAAAAAGGGAAACAUUAAAAGUGAAAAAAAAGGAAACAUUUGUGAAGUACACUAAAAAAUGUCAAUCCUGUUCUUUU
Messenger RNA from Camelina sativa (false flax), 2647 nucleotides. RefSeq names its product fimbrin-3. Gene Ontology annotation, cellular component: actin filament bundle; cytoplasm; actin filament. Gene Ontology annotation, molecular function: actin filament binding. Gene Ontology annotation, biological process: actin filament network formation; actin filament bundle assembly. The record is from RefSeq and is a predicted model, not a curated record. Lineage: Eukaryota; Viridiplantae; Streptophyta; Magnoliopsida; Brassicales; Brassicaceae.